AUGUACGUUUGCAAUAAAGAAGGGUUUAAAAGAUCAAAGACUAAUAGUUCAUGUGUGGGUGCAAAGAAACGACGUAGAGAUUUGAGGACCGGAUGUCAAGCAAUGCUUCGAAUUUCAAAAGGAAAAGAUGGGAUAUGGUUUGUGGACAUGUUUAACGAUACCCACAAUCAUGAGUUGAGCACUACACCUACAAAAGUAAUGAAACAUCGUUCUCAUGGGAAGUUACAUCGUUCAUUGGCAUGUAAAUCUCUUAUGAUAGUACUUGGUCAAUCGGGGUUAAAGCCUUCUCAAAUUAAAAAAGUUGUUAAUGCAAUGAAAACUCCACAGGACAUUGAUGUUACUUCAAAGCAAUGUGUGGAUGUCUUAUCUGAGCAACGAAGACAAUACAAAGGUAAGGAGUUUUAUGGGCUUAUCAAACAUUUUCAAGAUAAAGCAUUAGUAGAUGUUAACCAAUAUUUUGUUGUGGAUUUAUUUGAGGAUGGGUCACCUCGAAAUAUUUUUAGGGCCGAUGGAAGAUCAAGGGAUGCGUAUACUAAAUUCAGAGAUGUUGUGUUUGAUGUUACAUACAUGACGAACAAAUUUAAGAUGCCAUUUUCUCCAUUUGUUGGGGUGAACCAUCAUGGUCAAACCAUACUGUUUGGUGGUGCAUUGCUAGAAAAUGAAAAAGAAGAAACUUUCCGAUGGUUAUUUGAGCAUCUUUUAAAGUGCAUGUUCAACAAGCACCCAUCUGCAAUGAUAACCGAUCAAGAUAAGGCUAUAGGUAAUGCAAUAAAAAAAGUGUUUCCAAACACUCGACAUCGCUACUGUGCAUGGCAUAUUAAGAAGCAUGAGCUUGAACAUCUUCGACCGCUGGUAGCCCAUUAUAGUGAUUUUAAGGAGUCUUAUACACGAUGGGUAAAAAGUGAUACAAUUGAAGAAUUUGAAAAAGAUUGGGAAGUUAUGUGUAGUAAAUAUCACCUUGAAAAUUAUUGUUGGAUCACCGAUAUGUAUAACCAACGAAAACAUUGGGUUAAAGCCUACUUGAAGGAUGUUUUUUUGCUGGCAUGA
Messenger RNA from Lactuca sativa (garden lettuce), 1047 nucleotides. Its product is annotated as protein FAR1-RELATED SEQUENCE 5-like. NCBI's taxonomy places the organism in Eukaryota, Viridiplantae, Streptophyta, Magnoliopsida, Asterales, Asteraceae. The record is from RefSeq and is a predicted model, not a curated record.